Myxocyprinus asiaticus (Chinese sucker) is the source of this 3913-nucleotide messenger RNA. RefSeq names its product vinexin-like. The coding region runs from base 437 to 2569 and encodes 710 amino acids. The transcript has 21 exons. The record is from RefSeq and is a predicted model, not a curated record. Gene Ontology annotation, molecular function: protein binding. NCBI's taxonomy places the organism in Eukaryota, Metazoa, Chordata, Actinopteri, Cypriniformes, Catostomidae.
AAGGCUGACUGCCUAUUCAAACUCUCUUUAGUGAAGUCAGCCAAAAGUGAGCCUGGCCUCUGUACAUGGUCUACACGUUACCACAGCAACCCUUGUCACCAGGAAGUCCUCUACUAGUGGAGAGAGAAAGAGAGAGAGAGAGCAUGUGUGUGUCAGUAUGUGAGACAGACUUAACAGAGGUUAAGUAGACAGCAAAAGCAAGUGUGUGAGAGAGAAAGAGAACGUGAGGAAGAGAGAAUUACAAAAGGAAACUAGCAGGUCGGACUUGAAGGGCUAUUUUCUACAAAGCAGAACAACCGGUGGUUUGGGAAUUGUUUGUGUCGUCCUGAGAAAUCAGUGCAUGGCAGUCCUGUCACAUACAGUACUUUGACAACCACGCAACCCGGCAGUCAAUCUGAAAUCUGAGAGAUUACUGACUAGGACCCCUGCAGAUGACAUGCAGUCUCAGAAAAGAGUGGAGGUGUAUGACCAUCUGAAUGGCUCACGGAUCAUUUUCUCAGAUGAGGGUCUUCCCAGCAGUGGAGCGAACCAGCACUUCAUGACUCCAGAUAUGACACAGGAAGUAGUAGUGAUCUCUCCUGGUCUUCCUACACCUCCCUUAAGUCCAUUCCACAAGAGUUCAACUCAUGCAUCUUCACAACACAAGGUUGCUGAGGUCAAUGGAGGUGGAUUCCCAACACACAGUUUUGGAUCUUACUAUGGUCCUACACAGGCAAACGAUGAAUUAUCUAAUGGUGGAAUGAAAAGCGGAUGCUCUGCCACGUUGCCUCGGACUUUUGCCCCACGAGAGGAGCGACUGAUAAAGUUUUCUGGAAUCGGUCCUGUAGAUGAAACAGGCAUGCCAAUCGCAUCUCGAUCUAGCGUAAACAAGCCCAAGGACUGGUAUAGGAGCAUGUUCAGACAAAUCCACAAGAAACCAGAGGAGGCUGAGCUUGACUGGAGAGAACGGAGGUUGUCAUCUUCUCCUUCUCCAGACUCUGCCCAGCAGGACGGGCAUUCAAACCCCUUUACGCUUACCCAGCACGGAGCCCUUCCAGACUGGGCUGAUCUGGGCGACAUAGGGAAGAACCCAGAGCCGAAGAGCAUUUUUGACUUUGAGCCUGGAAAAGGAGCAGCAGUGGAGGAUUGUACUCAGUCUCUGAGGCCUGAGUCACACUCAUCUUUAAAUAACACAUCAGUGAAACAGUCCCCCUCUAUAGAGGCGACAUUGGUGUCGGAGCUGAGUCGUUUUGAGGCGGAGUUGGACUCAGACAUUCGUGGUCUGGAGAGGAAACUGUCACAGAAGCAGCAGCAGCGAGGCAGGGGUGAGGGAAAUAGACCCAACACAACAGGCUCAAGGAAACAAGAGAAUAGACAGGAGAACAGCUCUCCCAUAACUCCCUGCUCAGCUGUAAAGCAGGGCACAACAGCGAGCUUCACACAUGUUGAUGACCGCGUAACCUCUAUGUUGGAGACUAUGGAUUUCCCUCCAAAGAAAGAAGAGAAGAAGAUGAAGGCAGCACGAGCCAAAUUUAAUUUUCAAGCACAAUCCUCAAAGGAGCUGACCAUACAGAAAGGUGAUGUAGUGUACAUUCACCGACAAGUGGACACCAACUGGUAUGAAGGAGAGCAUCACGGGAGAGUGGGAAUCUUUCCCACCAGCUAUGUGGAGAUUAUUCCUCCAACGGAGAAGCCCACUCCAAUAAAGUCGCCCACCAUCCAGGUGUUGGAGUACGGAGAGGCAGUAGCCCUCUUUAACUUUAAUGCUGACCUGCCUGUGGAACUGUCCUUUAGAAAGGGUGAGGUGAUCUCUAUAACCCGGCGUGUUGACGAUCACUGGCUGGAGGGUCGUAUCGCGGGCACCACACGCAGUGGAAUCUUCCCGAUAAAUUACGUCCAGGUCAACAAAAUGCCUCGCACUAAAACUAGUGAUGAGCUUCCCUCCUCGCUCCUCUCCCCCACUGCUACCUCAGAGCCCCUCAGCCCUGGCAGGCCCCUGCACUCCCCCCCUUUACUCUCCUCACGCUCCCCUGAACUGCAGUUUUCACCUCACAAACACUCCUCCAGCCAAUCACGCUCCCCUCUGUCACCUGCACAGCCCACCAUCCCCAAACAGCCACCCAACCACUUCUUUUACUCGCCUGGCCCCACUUCAUCCACCCCACACACAAGCAACUGGAGUGGAUUACUGCAGCCUCACAUCCCACUGGCUACGGACACCAGAUCACCUGUGUCACCAUCCAAUCAUGUGCUGACAUCUCCCCAGGGCCCGGGACUGCCAGUGAACACCAACGUUGACCCUCAGUACAUCACACAGGUUGGGACCAAAACACCAUCUCCACAGCUGAAUGCACAGGUUAAGAUUUCUUCCGCGUCAAGAUCUCCUGUGAACAUUGGUUCUACUGUCAUUUCACGACAACAGUAUAAAGCGGUUUACAACUAUAAACCCCAGAAUCGAGACGAGCUGGAGUUGAAAGAGGGCGACAUUGUUCAGGUCAUGGAGAAGUGUGAUGAUGGCUGGUUUGUAGGUAUGUCUGAACGGACUCAAGCUUUCGGAACAUUCCCUGGCAACUAUGUGGCACCAGUUUAACAACUUCCACAAAUUCUUCCAAUCACAUUUUUGUCCUUGGCAAGCACUGCACACACACACACACACACAUAUCUCUCUCUCUCUAUAUAUAUAUAUAUAUAAACAAUAUGAAUUUCUUUCAUAUCCUCCACUUCUUAUCCACCAAGUUAUGCAUGUGCACUCCUCACCUUGUUGCUAUGGCACCCAUGUUACCAUAGUAAAGAAGCCUCUAGCAGACUUAAAGAUAUUGGACACAGAAGGGUUUGUCACAGUAUGUCCACACUGCAUGGUGCCUUGAAGAUUCUUUGAUUUUUAUAUGAAAAGCACCAGAGACUGGAUGUUGGACUGUUGAAUAACCACAUAUUCUUCUGAAGGACACAGCUGACAGCUGAAAUGUCUUUUCUGAUUGAAAAAUCUUUGUAAAAUUUACCUCUAUUUUGGUUUCAGAUCUGUAACAGCAUUGUCCAUGAACACUACAAAUCCUGAGGAUACACAGCUAAUAUCUGGAUAUAAACAUGGUCAAAACCAUUCAUUUUUAUGAUCACAAUUGUCAUUUACUUUAAGCUAGCUUAGUUGACCGCCACCUCAUAUUAAAGAAACAACUGCUAUCAUUAUCAAGUGUGCAAGCGCUUAAUGCAACUGUUGUCAAGUGUUUUAUCUGACCAUAUAUUGUUCACAGUUAUUGUGUUACAAGCUCAGCAUGCAACAUGUUUUGUAAGGUUUUGGACAGAAAGAGUGUUGAGGGUAAGUCAGCUGCAGCGAUUUUAAAUUGGGUUUGAAAUCUUGGGCUGGGUUCCAACCAAACUUGAUAUAACCAGGUCUUGGACUCAAAAAAAUUAAAUCAAUGCUUUAUUUCAUUGGCUGUAAGAAUAAGAUCAUAUUAACACAUGAAUUGCACACUGAAUUUGUUAAUCAGCUAAAUUAACUAAUGCAUCAAACUAUUUAUGUCAAUCGUCUGCCCUAGCAAGUGAUUCUACAAGUAAAAGAAAGCAUCUUCAUAACCUGUUUCUGAACAUGAAGUCAUCUUUAUCACAUCAGAGGCAGUUUGCAUAGGAAUCUGAGGAUUUUUCUUUGUGGGUUUAAGUUAGUCAUAAAAGUUGUUGUUGAAGGUGCCAUACUGUAUUCAUUGUAUUCAUCUGAAUCCCAUUAUCAGCUUACUUUGACUUCUGUCUAACUUCCUGGCAACUGAAAUAGCUGUUAUUUUGUACAGAUUAUUGAACUGUCAUUGAAAGGUAUCGAAUCAUGGAGAAAGAAAAAAAAGAUAAUAUAUUUUUAUUGAUGACACAAUGUAUUGCAGUAUGUAAGGUACUCACAGAUUUUUAUAAUGAUCAAAUAAAUGGUGAAAUAAAAAUCUGUUGCUUGUUA